GGCAGAUUUCGAGGGGCUGGAAGGUACAUGUUUGCCGAAGAAUCCAGGAGACAACUGCGUGGGAAGGAACUGCCUUGCACUGAAGGUAGACACAAAAUGUUGGAGUAACUCUCCCACUUUAACACCAGAUAUUAUUUCAGUGAAAAGAACAUUGUAAAACCUUUUUAGAUGCUGUAUUGAGAUGGAAGACCACCUUGCUGAGGUGCUCCCUGACCUCCAGAAAACACCACCACCUGAUCACCCUUCUCUAUCAGCACCAAGCACUUUGGAGCCUGCUUCAACUGCAGUGGAAAUUGAAGACUCUGAUUAUGCUGCUACAUCUGAAACUGGGACCUUGACCAAUGAAGAGAUCACGGUGCUGUCCGAAAUACCAUUGGGAUUCCCAGCAACAUCUCCAGCAGAUUCAGCUACGCAGUGUUUCUUUAAUCAAGAUUUAAUCUCCCUGGAACCAGUGCCCGACAUAAGUGAAUUUCUGGAUGUGUGCGAUAUUGAUAUUGAUAUCAUCAAUGAUCCUACGUCUAACCCAUGUUCGAUCAUUGGGAACGUGACAACUUCAGAAGAAAUAUCUUUUUCCGCCUUUCCGCAGAACUCGAAGGAAGAACAAUCUCAACUGCUCGAGUUUAGAGAAAAGUGUAGUGAGAAACACAGAAAUAAGAAUGACAAUGGGGAACCUUGUGUUGUGUUGGAGACAUCACCUUGUCAGCCUGAGAAAACAUCCUCUGUGGGGUCCACAAAAGAAGAGGCUGCAAAUCACCAAUUUGAGGCUGACAAUCCUGAACAAACCACAGAAGAUGUGAUGAAUGUCCAGGCUCAUCCAGAGGUGCAGAAUAUACCUGCCGUUCAGGAAACGUGCAGAGGAUCUGGUGGUGAACCUUCAAGCCUGAGUGGUGAGAUUGGAAUUGGUGGAUUGGAUGACAAAUCGAAAGCUGCUUUUGCAGAUAACAGCAAGCACUCGCCUUCUCAAAUGGAGACGGGCAUCGGCACUAACGUUGGAGCAUCCAAGCGAUCAAAACGGAAACGAGGGAAGAAGAAAGGAAAGAAUAAUGGAAAGCCAGAGAAAACAUCUUCUGUGGAUUCCUCAAAUAAUGUGGAAACGUGCAGAGGAUCUGGUGGUGAACCUACAAGCCUGAGUGGUGAGAUUGGAAUUGGUGGAUUGGAUGACAAAUCGAAAGCUGCCCUGGCAGAUAACAGCAAGCACUCACCUUCCCAAAUGGAGACGGGCAUCAGCACUAACGUCGGGGCAUCCAAGCGAUCAAAGCGGAAACGAAGGGGGAAGAAUGGAAAGAACAAAGGAAAUGGGGAACCUGAUUUGAAGAAAUCUCCUUGUCAGCCUGAGAAAACAUUCCCUGUGGAUUCCAUAAAAAAUAAGGCUGCACAUCCCCAAAAUGAAGUUGCCAACGCUGGGCAAACCACAGAAGAUACGAUGAAUGUUCAGGGUUGUCCAGUGGAGCAGAAUGGAUCUGACAUCCUAAAAACGUGCAAAGGAUCCGGUGAUGAGCCCACAAGCCAGGGUGGUGAGAAGGGAGUUGAUGGAUUUGUUGACAAAACACAAGCUGCACUUGCUGAUGCCAGCAAGCACUCGCCUUCCCAAAUGGAGACGGCCAACAGCACUAACGUUGUGGGAGCGGCAAGAAAGAAGAAGAGGAAUCGCAAAACGAAGAACAAGAAAAACGCUUUGGUUCAGACUAAAGAAACCGUUCAGAAGGAAACGUUGGAUGAAAAUUCAUUGGAGCCCCAUGUGUCCAGUCAGCCUGACAAUUCCACUGAAGAUAUUAACAAAAUAUCGCUGGUUGUUGGUGAUCAAGAUGUCGCCACAAAAGAAAAACAGGCAGCAUCUGAUGAAAACCAGAAUCUAGAGGGUCUGCAAAAUGAUUCCAAAGAGGCAACCUCUUCCUUGGAUAGCUCCACAGCAAGUGGCAAGGACCUCAAAAGUGCAUCAGAGAAAAGAAAAAGGAAGAGUCAAAGUGAACAAACAAUUUCUCCAAAGAAAUUUAAAUUGCCAACCGUUGCUGCUGUGAAGUUUGCGUCAAAGUCUGAUGUCCCAGACAAAGCGCGGGAUCUAAAUGUGUCAUCAACGUCUCUGCGCCAUAACGUGGAUUCUGACAAUCCAAGGGAAGAGAGAAAAAUAAAAUAUCAGCCAGAAAUGGAUCCCAAGGCCAGAGCUACUGGUGUUUCAAGGAUCAAUAGGGGCAAGAGAGAAAAUACAACCAAAGAGACACCUACUAAAGAUCAGUCUGCUACCACCUACAAACCAGCCAGAAGUGAUACAGCAAGACAAAAUCACAAAGCCAUCCAAAGAAAGGGUGAAAGCAAAUCCAAUGAUGACAAUGCAAAUGUUUCAGAACCAACCCAAACAAACCAAGAUAUGCCACAAUCAAGUAAUCAGAACCAAUCAACAGUUCGGCUUAUUCCAGUUGCACCGUACACAUUCGCUGUUCAUAGCCAUGUUAUAAUUCCAAAGGAAGUUUCGUUUAACCCAAGAAAGGACAAAAUGUAUAUACAAUUUGGCAAUGGAUUCGAAAUGCUUCAAGUCAUUUCUAUCCGGAAUCUUGACAAAAAUGGGCAACUUUUGCACAGCUGCUUAUUUAUUGAACCUUCUUACAAGGGAAUACCUAUUAAAUAUUGGUAUAGUAUAGAUAAAGGACAAAGAAGUAUUGAGGAAAUAGCUGCACGGACAUUACACAUACCAUGGGAUCUUCAUGAAGAAGAAUGGCACCAGUAUGAUGGCAUCAUGAACGUCCCGCAAGUGUCGAUAUUUAGAACUAUGAGAAACUUCUUUACAUUUGGAUCAUCUCCCGAUGAACGAAUUUUGCAGUUAAUGCAGACUGGACAGAGAGCAAUGCUGGAAGAAAUCUUUGAACUUCUGUCUUCCCUCGAUAGGGAAAAGUUCAAGCAGUUUAACUUACAAAUACAUCAUUUUAAAAAGUGCAUCAGAAGUCUUGAAUUUGGCAUGAAUUGGGUACAUUUUAAUGAAGGACAGGUGAAUGAAUUGAUAAAUGAGCAAUUACAGAAACUGUUGAGCUCUCACGCGACGAAGGAUUCUAAAAAAGGAAAACAGUGCAAAAAGAUUGUGAAAAAUCCAUUUAUGGCUGGAUUGUUGGUCUUUGUUAUACGGAACAAUUGCUCUUUAACUUGCAGUACAGAUGACCUAAUUACUAUCUGCCGAAUGUUGCAACUGCCUGAGAAAAUCGCUGAAAAUGUUGACCAAGACCUGAGAGAAAUUGCAACAAUCUUCCCAUUACGUUCAUAUAUCUGCCUGGGACUGAUCAAUAUGUGCAUUCAGAAAGAGGUAAUGGAGUUUGUGCUAGUUGUACCUUUUCUUCACUGGUGUGUGGAGCAAAAUCGACCAGCACAUUCAAUGAACCGUGAAGCCAGCUCCAGCGGUCUAGAGCCACUACAUAGUGUUUCCAGUAAAACCUUUCGAGACAACGUAAAAAAACAUCCUGAUAAAAGAAGAAAAGUGAUGAAUCUUAUGUUUCAAAACAAACAUCUGACAGAGACAGACUCUACACUGGUCCUGAGUUGGUUUUCUUUCAUUACAACUGCGGAUAUUCCAGAAUAUGCAAAGCAUAUGGGAGUAUCGCUGAAAUAUGUUUCAGAACAACUCAUGAAUCGUUUAAAAGAAUGUGAACUGAAGCCGGAAAAUGCUCAUGACAGAUCAGUAGAUCGUGAAGACAUUGAGGCAUUUGGGAAAAACAUCAGUUAUAUCAAAGAAAUGGUAAUCCAGGAAACGCAGAGAAGAGAUGUCUCUGGCUUGAAGGAAAAUGAGUUGAAUUGGAGUAAUAAGAUGCAUCUCAAAAUCUGCCAGCUGACGAGGGGCGCACUAUUGUAUGAAGUUCCCGCGCUUUCAUUUCAACUGGUAUUGAAAGUUGCUGAGAAGCUAAAGAUGCUGUUAGCAGAAGAAUCGCAGAGCGAGUCACCUCCUGAAGAAAAGAAUGUGCAUGUCGAUUUAAAGUCAGUAAUUGAGAGUGCUCAAGGUUGCCUCCGUUCUUGGCGAACGCUAGCAUUGAAGAAACCCUUACUUUCCCCAACAAAAUCCAUCGACAAGAAUGAACUAGAGGUAUGGAAUUGCCACUUCACCUUAGAGUAUGGAGUUGAAGACUGGGCCAUAAUGUGGAGGAAGAUGACAAGAAUAGACCUUAUGAAAAGAAUACAGGAGGAGAACCCUUUUGACCAGAUAUUGAUCUAUUGGAAUGAAAAGGAAUCUUUGACCACCUUGAAUCACAUUCUAUUGGACUGUUUUGAGACCUGUGCACUUACAAGUGUGGAUGCCGUUUGCGAGAGUAAAAUGGAGGCUGAACUACUAGCAAAGUUAGAUGCAUGCAAAAACCAAAAGUCUCCUGCGAUUUUGUCAAAACUGAUUGAAAAAUCCUGGCAAAGAAACCCUGAGCAGAGAACGGAUGAUAUUAGCUGUGUACUGAGUUCAGACAGUGCCAUUCAUUAUUGUCUUCUACAAGGUGACUGCAGUAAGCUCAAUGUCUCGCAAGAAGCAAGAGGUUUAAUAAAAGAAGCUGAGAAGAGAUUUCACAUGUUGGCUGGAUGCUUGUGCAAUGGCUCGGUGAAGUUUCGUGAUCUACAGGAGCUCCUACAGAAAAGAAAGGAAUUCAUGGGUUUAUUUCAAGCACACCAGAAAAAUCCAUUAUAUGAGGAAAGGAGUUUCCUUCGGGUUCUUAUUGAACCCCUGUUGUCAGCCAGAGAAGAAGAACUUAAAGCCUUUCAGAACGAGAAAAAUGCCAUUGGGACUCUAUUAAAAAUGAUUCAUAAGAUUGUUGGAAUCGUUACAGUCACUGAUAUAACUAUCCUGGAAGAAAGUUAUAAGGCCAAUGUUCAAAACAGGCCGUUGAAUGAACUUGUCAGAAUCGAAAGCUGGACAGGUGAACAAACUAAAAGUCGGCCUGCUCCUGAUGUGAAAUAUUUUAACGUGAGCAGCGACAUCAAAGCUAUGGCGUUUAAAAUGCAGGAAAUGGCAGACAGCAUUGUUGUCUCUCACUGCUGGGAGGAAGCCGCAAGGGCAUCUAACUAUGACGAAGAAACUCUGAACGACCUCUGCUCCAGUAUCUGGGACCUUUGUUUCACCGAUUACACAAACCUAUGCGAGAAGGUUGAAAGUGGUGCCAUAACCUUCCUGGAAGUCGAUCGGAUGUUUUACGAUUUGAGGGAGCAUCCUGAUGAGAUAGAGAAAGAGCUCGCCAUCAUGUUCAGAGUGGUGAAAGGAAUCAGCUUACCUCAGGAGAGGCUUCGGCAGAUCAAAGAAUAUUACAAGCUUCACCUAGCUGCUGACUCUGCACGAAUGAUUCAGAACAUGGUGACAGAGUUAGAGCUACAGGGCGACUUCAGAAAGAUUCAAAACUUGGCAAAACUAAAUGGACCCAUUUUCAAGCAACAACCAUUAAAUUAUGUUGAUAAAGAUCUAAUUAACACUAAAAAAGACCUUGAGAAAAUUACUCCAGAAUGCAUAAAGUGCUUAGAUGAAUUUAUUCGCAGGCAGCCAUUUAUAAAAUGGGUAAAAGAAGCGUUGACAAAUUUAAGGGAAGUUAAAGUGUUUGUAGACUUGGCAUCCAUAUCAGCUGGGGAAAAUGACAUGGAAGUUGAUCGGGUUGCUUGCUUCCAUGAUGCUAUCAUGGGCUAUUCGCCCUUCAUUUACGGACUCCAACAGAAAACUGAUUUUAAAACUUUAAGGACUUCUGUUGAGGAAAUCCAGAAGGCACUUUUCAGCGAUCCAAAACUUCCAGCGAAACUGGUAGAUUCAGCUCGUUAUUUGGAAUGGUUGAAAACUCUGAAGGAAUGUCAUGGGUCUGUUGAAACGUCCUCCAUGUCUCUUGCAGCAGCCAUCAAUAACAAAGGCAUUUACACAGUGGGAAACAUUGAACCACAGCACAAGGGAAAGCUUUCACUAGGAGAUGUACUUCGGCUGCACCUUUGCGAUGAGAGCACGGAUGAAUUGAAGGUAUAUGCUUUGCAAGACCUGGAAGAGCUGCAGAACAAACUAAUGCUGAUGUCAGGAAAAAGGGCAAGGGGAAAAGAGGAAGUUGCCAGAUUUAUGGAGAACUUUAACAACGUACAAAGGCUUGGAAUAGCAUUUAUUGAAUUGUACACAUCAGGCAACAUGCUCUACAGAAACUGGAAGGCACAGGUUUACUGUAGUAAAGAGAGUGACACCUGUCUGACCAUGGAUUUCCAUGCCAGAAACAUCGAAUGCCUGAGAAUAAGUGGCGAUAUCUCUGAGCAGCUCCAAAUAUUGUGCAGAGCACUGGAGACGUGCCUUCAGGAGUGGCAUGAGUUUAUGGGGAAGAGGCGCGCAACUUUUUACCACCUGAAUUACUACACGGCAGAGCAGAUUGUGUAUCUGUGCUCAGAACUGGGAAGCUUUGCCGCUGGCAACUUGCUGUCCGAGCAGGUGCUUGCAAUGUUGUCUUUCAUUAAACCUCACUGCACUGCCAAGGAAAUCGGAGUGGUGAUGCACCAGGCAGAUGCUGUCGAUGUGGGAAUUGAUGCCCUGCAGGAAGUCGAAGAGAGCCAAGAAUUUGAUGCGAGCUUGAAAGAGGCUGAUAUGUCAAAGGCAUCAUACCAAAGAGAAAACGCAAACCUGCCAAAAGCAAUUAGCCUCCUCUGGACCAGGUUCAUGGGGAACAUGACCGCUUUUUUAAUUGACCAUUUAGAUACGGUGGCUUUUGGGAAGCUGCUCAGCCAACUCUCCGCUUUGAAUGCGACGAUCGUGAGGCGGCAGUUCCCCUCUUCUCUGCAUUGCGGAAGGCCGAACCUCCUCACCUGCUCUCGGCCCGAGAUCUUUAAGACUGCUCUAUGCACCUACAUGCAAAACCCAGAGCAGCCACUACCCAGCUACGAUGAGGUGCUCUUGUGCUCCGAGGAGACGACUUGCGAGGAAGUGGAGCUCUUUCUGCGGCGGGCUUUGAGCAGAGGGUCUCUGGAACAGAAGAUCUACACACUGAUACAUGCCGAUUGCCUGAAUUAUGAAACAAGCGUCAGAUUCGGAGAACUGUUUGAGGAAUUGACGCGUCAUUGUAAUCCUGUAUAUCAGUUGGUUGUGAUCUGUGAUGAUAAACGGCAGCAUUGUUACAUCCCAUCCUAUCUCUGUCAUUACAAAGUGCCGAUAGGGCUGAAUAUUAAACCCGAGGCCAUUCAACAGUACCUGGUACGUCAUUUCACCGUCUCUCAAAGGCACGACUCUGCAGCUGACGUAUUCCAUGACAAUCUUUCCGUUAGAAUAAUAUCUUCAAAAAGACCUGGAAUGGGAAAAUCUCUCUACGUUGAUCGAUUGUAUCAAAAACUGGUGCUGAAAGAUGCUCUGAAGAGAAUCCGGUUAAUUGAGCCAAAGAUUAACGAGGGCCAGAUAGUUCAGAAGCUGCAGGAUUCUACAGACACUUGCAAUCUUCGGCAGCCGAUGAUAAUACACAUUGAUGCGGCACCAGUGAGGAAAGGACUGGAAGAAUUCCUUUUCAAAAUUCUGGUAUUGGGAGUCUUGAAGAACAGUCAGGGAAGGAUAUGGAAGCGUAGCACAGCUCAUCUGUACCUUGUGGAACAUCUGAAUGCCAACCAGUUCCUCAAUAAACCACAAACUCAGCAGGUAAACAUGGGACUCCUAAGCGUUCUACCAACCAUUCACUGCCAAUCGCCGAAAGAAGUCCUUGAACUGGAAAAGCGCAGGCGGGAAAUACAUAAUAUUUUGGACCCCUUAAUGGAUGAACAGGAGUUUAUCAGUGAAGCCAUCCAGAGACCCUUUCAAUAUCUGCUCCGGUUCAAUGCGAAUCGAAACAUUGAUAACUUCACCUACACCAGGGAUAGUGUUGAAGAGCAGCCGGCUAAAUGUCUAACCUUGUUUCUCCAUUACUGUGGACUGCCAGAUCCUUCCUGGGCAGAGUUGAGAAACUUCUCUUGGUUCCUCAACCUUCAGUUGAAAAACUGUGAGACCUCUAUGUUUUGCAACCCCAACUUUGUUGGAGACACCCUGGUGGGUUUUAAAAAAUUCAUUGUCGAGUUCAUGAUUCUAAUGGCGCGGGAUUUUGCCACCCCCUCGAUGAACAUUUCAGAUGAAAGUGUCGCAAUUUCACCCUCUCAGCGAGAUGACGAUCUACGCCCGUAUAAAAUGCGGAAAAGGUGGGAAAGCCACCCUCAUCCCUACAUAUUCUUCAACGCAGACGGUUUCUCCAUGACUUUCCUCGGCUUUCACCUGAAGAAAAGCACAAAUGGCUACGAUGCUGUGGAUCAUCGCACUGGCCAGAUUCUGCGAGGAAACGUCAUGUCUUCACAGCUCGAAGAAGGGCUCAACUUGCAGAGAAUAAGAUUUAACGAGGAUUUUGAUGAAAUUCCAAGAAAAGACAAAAUCCGCAAACUCUGCCUGGUGCUUGGCGUUUCAAGUCUAGUCGAUCCAGACGACACCUAUGAGCUGACCGCAGACAAUGUGAUGAAGAUGCUUGCCAUCCACAUGCGCUUUAGGUGUGACAUUCCUGUCAUUGUCAUGGGGGAGACGGGCUGUGGGAAAACGAGACUGAUUAAAUUUCUUUGUGACCUUCAGAAAGGCGACCGUAAAACUGAAAACAUGAAGCUGAUCAAAGUGCACGGGGGCACAACAGCAGAGUCGAUCUAUGUCAAAAUUGCUAAAGCAGAGGACCUUGCCAUUGCGAACAAGCAGAGAUAUAACUUGGAGACGGUGUUAUUCUUCGAUGAAGCCAAUACCACGGAAGCUAUUCACGCCAUCAAAGAAGUUCUCUGUGAUAAAACCGUUCGAGGCAAACCACUGAAACGCGAUUCGGGUUUAAAAAUAAUAGCGGCCUGUAACCCUUACAGAAAGCAUUCUGCGCACAUGAUCGAGCGCCUGGAAAAGGCUGGGCUGGGGUAUCGAGUCAAAGCAGAGGAGACAGAAGACAAACUGGGAAAAGUACCUUUGAGACAGUUGGUGUACAGAGUGCAGCCUCUUCCGCCAAGCAUGAUUCCAUUGGUUUGGGACUUUGGGCAGCUGAGCAAUGAUGCUGAGUUGGCUUACACUUGUCAGAUCGUCAAAAGAUAUAUUAGAAUCCACGGACUUCCGUUCCUCCACACCAAGGCGAUAAUAGAAGUCCUUGCCACUUCGCAAUGUUACAUGCGGCAAAAGCAAGACGAGUGCAGCUUUGUCAGUCUGCGAGACGUGGAGCGAUGCAUGAAGGUCUUGGCGUGGUUUUAUGAGCACAGAGAACUUCUGUUUCCCUAUCCAGAUCCGAACGUCAACAUCCUGCAGUCCCUGAUAAUGUCAGUGAGUGUCUGUUACUAUCCCACUUUAAUGAACAAGGAAACAUAUUUAAAACUCAUAGCAAAACAUUUACCAGACCCUUACAACACUUCGAAAGCCAUUCAGAGCGAAAUUGUCGGUUGCCAAGACCAGUUCAUGGAAAAUAUAAAAACAAGAGAGAGAAUUGCGAAAAAUGAGGCCUUAAAGGAGAACGUUUUCUUAAUGGUCAUUUGCAUUGAGCUGAGGAUUCCACUCUUUCUUGUUGGGAAGCCUGGAAGUUCAAAGUCCCUGGCAAAGACGGUGGUAUUGGACGCGAUGCAGGGACAGUCUGCUCACUGUCCACUGUUCAAAAAGCUGAAACAAGUCCACAUGGUGUCAUUUCAAUGCAGCCCUCACUCUACACCAGAGGGGAUCAUCAACACUUUCAAGCAGUGCGCACGCUUUCAACAGAGCCGGAAUCUGAAGGAAUAUGCCUCCGUCGUGGUCCUAGAUGAGAUUGGCCUGGCCGAAGACUCUCCACAGAUGCCACUGAAGACUCUUCACCCACUGUUGGAAGAUGGUUGCAUCGAUGACGAGGAUCCGCUCCCUCACCAAAAAGUCGGCUUCAUCGGAAUCUCAAACUGGGCUUUGGAUCCUGCCAAGAUGAACCGCGGGAUAUUUGUGUCCCGACUGGAUCCGUGUCAGAGAGAGCUCAUUGAGACGGCCAAGGGAAUAUGUUCAUCUGACAAAGUCCUGCUGCAGCGGGUGCAACAACUCUUCCCUGGCUUUGCCAAAGCCUAUUUAGGCAUAUGCCAAGCUCAAGGCGGGCAGUUUUUUGGGCUUCGUGACUACUACAGCCUCAUAAAGAUGGUGUUCAUCAUAGCUAAGGAAACAAAGUGUGAACCAACGGAGUCACAACUGGCGGAUGCCAUCUUACGGAAUUUCAGUGGUAAAGAUGGGUUCCAUCCACUUGGGUAUUUUCUCCCUGGUUUGGGGACUGUCCCACAGACGAGCACACUGGAGAUGGUGAAGAAGAACAUCACAGCAGAUUCCACUGAUGGAGAGUGUCGCUACCUGCUGCUCCUCACCAAGAAUUACAUUGCCCUGCAGAUUGUACUGCAACAUGUCUUUCAAGACUUGGAGGACAAGCCCGAGAUUAUAUUUGGGUCCAGCUUCCCAAAAGAUCAAGAAUACACCCAGGUUUGUCGAAAUGUAAACCGUGUGAAGAUCUGCAUGGAGAUUGGAAGAACUAUAAUACUUCUGAAUUUGAAGAACUUGUAUGAAAGCCUAUAUGAUGCUUUAAACCAGUACUAUGUGUACCUCGGAGAAUACCAAUACGUUGACCUGGGUUUAGGCACACACCGUGUCAAGUGCAGGGUGGAUAAAAAGUUCCGACUGAUCGUUAUUGAAGAUAAAGAUGUUGUCUACAAGCAGUUCCCUAUUCCUUUGAUCAAUAGACUUGAAAAGCACAGUUUAGACAUGAGCACCGUACUUACCCUUCAGCAGAGGGGCAUUGCCCAACGGUUGGAGGUGUGGGUCGGGGAGUUUGUGUCAAUGAAUAAGGGUCAGGACGGAACGAGUGAGAGCCUCACGUUAAACCCUUCGGAGGUGGUCAUCGGGUUUCACGCUGACGCUUGCGCGAGUGUUCUCCUGCAAGUUCUCGACACUGCGCACCUGUCCAACGACAGUACUUUCGAGGAUCAGCGGGCCAUUCUGAAAUCGGCAAAAUGCCUUCUCCUCAACUGUGCCACCCCAGACGCUGUCGUUCGCUUAGAACGCUCGAAGCUCGGCGACCAUGAAAUCAAGGAGCAGUGGAAGGAAUAUUUUGUUCAGCAACACCACAGAUCAUUGAGCGAUUACAUUCACCAGCACCUGAGUGAUGCGGAGGCACGAAAGCACAGUUUUGUUGAGGUGACAACGUUUUCAAGGCUGCUGACCAAAUCAGACAUCAACCUACUGGACAAAGAGCUCGGCAAUGUUGUGGCAGAAUUUGUCCUUCUGUCCCUCCACCAGUUCGACACCGAAUAUUCCUUCUGCAAAAAAAUAAGAGAGGCAUUCCAAAGCUUGAACACACAAGCACGUGUGCUGCUGAUACAGAUGGAUACUGAAGAGUCCUCUCAGAGCACUGAGCUGAUUGCUUCUGCCAAAUACUGCACCAUGAAUGAAAUGAACCUGAUGAACUCCACCAUUUCCAAUUGCUAUGUAUAUUUUAUCACAAAGCUCUCCAGACUUGCUGGAGGUUCAAGUUACAUUGGAUUUCAAGGAGGUCAGUGGUUGUCUGUCCACAUUGAUGACGUGACUGAAGCGGAAGAGAUGGGAUCGGAUAUAUCUGCAUUCUACGAUGUUACUAUCAGUGAAUUGUUUGCCAAUUCUUUGGGCAUACAAGAAAGUGACAAUCAGAACACUGUUCCAGAAGAUACAGAAGAUGAACAGCAAGUGAAAAUACAUACGGGAAGGUCGAAGAUUCUCAACACAACAUUUCUGUUGCAAAGCUGCAUUCAGAGUGCAGUGAGCACACUACGUGAUGGGAAAGAGGAAUGCAGUCGAAACACACAGCGUGUUCAGAUACUCCUGGAUCUUCUGAGCGAAGAGGAUGAAUGUGAGGUGGGAUUUUUAAGAACAGUCACAGAAAGGCUGAUGUUGCAGCUGCAAGAACGGGAAGAAGUGUCACUUGAUCCAAAGAAAUGGAUGUGCAAGGAGGCCCUGAAGAUCAAAGCUUUACAGGAAGGUGGGACUUUCAGACAUACAAUAUGGAAGUGCAUUCAGAACUCCGUUACUCCAAAUCUGGCGCAGUUGAUUUCCAUCCUGGACAGGGACUGUAAUCUGAAUCUUCUGGUGGAUCCGAACGUGGACGAAGACAUUAAGCGUCUCUGGCUGAACAUCUUCAGUGAUACACAGAUACUACGAAUUUCUCACCAGCCGGGAAAUUCAGGGCCAAACGCAGGGGAAGUAACAGUUGAGCGCAAAGUGAGUAAAGGAAGUCUCGAUAAUCCAUGUGCUGCCCCAUUCAGCUGGCUGAUCAAGGAGUACAUCGACCAGCUGUGGACUGAAUUUCGCUUUUUGGAAGGUGCCACUGACAGAAACAAAGCUAAAAUGCUAAAAUUUGUCGAGAGUUUUAACAAGAGUAAGCUCGGGGAGUAUAUAGCAAAUCUAAGUGAAGAAGGAAAACGCAACCUUGGUCAGCGAUAUCUGACUGAUUUUAUUCUGAUGACUAUCGAUAUUAGCUCUUGUGAUGAACUUAAGAUAUUCAAGAUGGCAUUUAUAUCCUGCCUGAAUGAGCUUCACAGUGACUCUGAACCGACCCUUCUGGAACAUUCACCUACGUGGAUACAUAUUGCAUACAAUGUUUUCAAAAAACGACUGCAAAAUUUGUCCAAUACGUUUGUGCUCUACCCAAAAGUCCUGGAAUGUUUUCGGAAUUGGAGACCAGGAGCAUUGGAUUCUAACAAAAUGACCCUCGACCUACAUGCAGCCUAUGCCUGUGCUGAAAUGGCUCAAGCUGUGAAUAUUGAGACGGUCAAAGACUGUAAACAACUGAUGGAAAUAAUGGAAACUGUACAGCCAGCAGUUGAACUGGUUUUUGACAAAAACUACCUGAAGCCGUGCAGAUCCACAUACCAGCAAAUUGUAUCUCGGAUAAGAACUCUCUGGGACAGUGCACGUGUGUUGUGCGUGUUUAUCGAACAUGUUGUGUUGACAGCCGGUCACAUUGACUGCAGGUUACAGGACAUUGCCGUAAAACAUUGUUCGCUGCUUCAGAAGAUCCUCAGGACGUCCUCUGAUAUGAAGGACUGUAAGACGGUUGAAGGAGUGAUUGAAGUGCUGCAGUCAUGUAAUGAGAUGUCCAGUCUGUUGGACCACAGGUAUGGCAUCAAAGAAUGUCCAGUCUGUCUGGGUAUGCUGAAUGAUCCUGCCUGCCUGCCCUGUGAACACGUCUUUUGUAUUGAAUGUUUGGAACGUUCGCUUGCAUUUCAAAGGGUUUGCCCAAAGUGCAAGGCAGGAGUUCCCAGUUCUGACGAAAUCCAAGUCUCCACGCAGCUGAAGACUGCUAUAAAAAAACAUAAUGACUUUCGGCAGAGGUGCAAUAUGUUUUUCAUGGAGGUUGUUUCCACAUUUUGCUUCAGUGAAGAUUCUCCACCAAGUGACCAAGUGAUUAAGUUGCUGCUUGCGCUACUAAUUGCAGUCAGCAACUCGCCUGAAGGUGACCUCUACCGGACUCGGACUUUAACCCCGUUCUCAGAAUGCGUGGACAUUAACCCUGUGAUACGUUCUGUUUUACUGAAGCUGCUAAUGCAUUACAGUUUUGAUGAGGUGAAGGACUUUCUGCAGACGUACCUCUCAAAUCUGGAAGAGAAGAUAUGUUUUAAAGAUCAUCUGAAGGAACUCUACCUGCUGUUCAUCAAAUGCUUUGAGGACUCGGUGUUUGGCCACUUUGAGCGUUGCGGUGGACUUGACGACGGAGAGCUCCUCAAACAGAACUGCAACUUUGCCAGCAGGUUUGCCAGACAACAAGCUGCCACUUGUAAAGACAAUGCCAUUGACUACUUGCAGAACAUCGCCAGUAUACGCUUCUGCUUCAGUCUUACGGCUCGGCUGAUGUACGAGGCAUGCAACAAAACAGACAUAAAUCACAAGGCCACAAAGGAAAGUUUCUUGGAGCACAUGAAGAUGAUCUGUUUGCAUUCUGGCAAUGAUUGGUAUCGGGUUUAUUUGAUGAGGGAAGUCUACGAUCAGUAUGGAAUGGAUCUUGUUCAAUCUUUGACACAACUCGAGGAGUACCGCUGGUCCUUUCCAGACAAGAUCAUCGAAAAGCACUCUCGUGGCGUACAGUUGGAUUGCUACGUUUUAUGUGGGGAGACGUACAAAGCCGUCCGUGAUGCAACUACUGAGGCCGUCACAAGAUGCCAGAUGAAUAUCAUCGCAGACAAGAUAAAGGGUCUGAAUUGCUCACCAAGGAAUCUUCAGGUUUACCUGGGCUUGGCAUUAUUCCGUGAGGUAACAUGUUCAUUCGCAACAGAGGAUGCCAGUAUGCACUGUAAUAAAAUGGCAAUUGCCAAGUUGCAGAAAUUUAUUAAGGACAGUAAGAUCUUGGAUGCUCCAAACCUGAAGGAUUUCUGCUGUGCUUUGGCGAAAAAUGAACUUGGAACGGCAGAAUCUUCAUUACGCAUCGCUCCGGACAAGCCUAGCCAACAACGCACCCUGAUUGAAAUAAUAGUUCAUGCAGCCUUGGUUUUGCUCUGUGGGAAUAGUGCCCUGUCAUCUCCACUCCGCAAACUUGCCUUCAAUCCUUCAGAAAUGAAGAAUGCUUACUUACCAACCAUGCCUGAAGAUCUUAAAGGAGAAGCUCGGUCUUGGUUUCGUGACAAACAGAAAUGGUACAGUUGCAGAUGUGGUGAACAUAUUCAAGUGGGUCAGUGUGGGAGACCCUUGCAAACUACUCGGUGCCCCAACUGUGAUGCAAUUGUUGGUGGAAUAAAUCACCGGCCUACUGAUGGAUUUACACCGCUAACUGGUCACACAGCACAAAUUGAGACUGGUCAUUUCUUGGGACCUGCGUCGCGAAGAGAUCAAGUUGUUGCCCCUGAUCGACAGAUGACCCCAGUUGCAUUCCUGUUACUACGAACACUGACGCAUGUGUCAAUGUUGCUUGGAACAGUUCAUCACCAUCAGAUCAUUAAAGAAAUUACUAGACCUGCGGUAUCAAAUGUGUCAAGCUUUUUGUGGGACCAUCUAAAGAAAGAUUUGGAUCAGCUUGGAAAAUCUCUCGGGAAGAACAUCGAUGAAGUAGCCAUCUGCAUUCACCUGGUUGUUGACCGACUGUUGAAUCAACCUGAAGAACGAUCAAUGAGGUGGAAUGAAGUCCUAUCGUCAAAGCAAGAACGAAAUGCAUGGGAAAGCCAAUUCAUCAAAUCUAUUAUUUCUCCACUGUUAGAGAACAUUGAUAAACGGUUGCCAGAAGUAACCAGGCAGAUGAGCUCCGAUGACAGAAUCGGCGGGAGUCCAAUUGUUAAAAUGCUGUACGGAGACCCAUCGGAUUUUCUGACCUUUCCCCGUGACACUCUGGAUUGUUCCUCUGCUUGGAAAUGUCAACGACGGACAUGUAUAGAGAACUUCACUCACAUUCUCGAGCAAAAGGAUGGAAAGAACGUGACCCCUAUUCUGUGGCAAUUUCUUCAAAAGGAGCGAUAUAUUAGGAUGCUGAAGUAUUUGCCUGAACUUAUUGAACUUCAGUACGAGUUAAUCAGGAUAUUCCAAUGCACCUCAAGUGUGAAAUCAAGUAAAAUCUCUCAAUUUCUUCAACAAAUUCCUGCAGGUCAACAAGGCCAAAAGCACAACUUUGAGAAAUGGAUCAAGAUUUUCUUACAACUGUGGAAUGAGCUGCGACUGUUAUUGGCAAAAGAUAAUCCUGCAAUCCCACAAGAAUUGCAUCAGGAUUUAACUUUGGACAGUCCCAUUGAAGUUCUGUUGCCCCAGCAACAGGGCCUGGGUCUUUGUACCACGACACUAACCAAGUUUCUCAUUGGAGUUCAAAAUGAUCUCAUUGGGGCCAUCAGUGAGCGCAAGAAAUUGUCCAUUAGCCCAGAGGCAAUACUCGAUGCACAUUUAAUUCUCUGCGACCCGGACAAGGACCUCAUCCCAAUUGUGUUGUCGAACUGCCAGUACACCCUGGAGAAAGGGCAGGAGACAUUACCCGAGUACAAUGUCAGGAACAUUGAGAGGCAACUCAUACGACAGUUCCUCCAAGGGAAACCAACAAUAGUUGAUUCGAAAAUUCCUAAGUUUGUAUCCAGGCGUGAAAGAGAUUACUUAACCAUCUUUAAGGAGCUGAAAUCAAAAAUACCUCAGAAAAUAUUGUUGCCAUCUGUGUGCACUGCAGUGACUACAUCGCUGAAGUCCUACAGUGACAUCUGCGAUGCUCUGGAUAUCAUUCAGAUUGUGGCUGGAUUUCUCGCGACCGCAGGUGGAGGCCAAGAUUACCAGCUGCUUGCGUAUCUCAAAGAAACCCUGCGGAUGGAUCGGCGAGUGUUGGCCUGUGUCAGCAAGGCUUUUGCAGAGUGCAGACUGAAGCACGCUAUCUCCCUUUGGCAACUUCUGUCGUCUUGGAAAUCAGAGGUCAUGCUCGGCACCAGAAAGGACCCAUUCGAAAGGAUUCCCAAGACGUACGCAGAAGACUUGCUUCCCGCUGAAGAAGAGAAACUGAAGACAUUCUUUGCAAGUACAGACAUCAAUGCAUUCAUCUGGGAGCUCCAUGAGAUUCUGAUGCUGAAAACCGCUCAAAGCAACGAAAAUGAUAACUACCGACCUAACUGGGGGCUCAAAGAAACUAUUUCCAUAUACCUGGAGCACAAAGGAAUCGGCCCCCUCUCAGGAAUGGAUGACAACCUUCCCGAUGAUAUAACUCUGGCUAAAGCCAUUCAGACCUGGAAACUUGCAGUGGAUUUCAAGAAAACCAUUUGACAGUUUUCACUUGAUCAUGUGUAUUACAGAUGAUCAACAGAGAGAAUUCCUGUUAUGUUGUUGGUACCAUUAUAUUAGAGUCCUCCUUAUUCAAUGCUCCAAUGUUUUGCACUAUAUUCACAGCGGUCUCCUUGUGAAUAUAUUAUUUUGCAACAGUUGUGCAGCCAAGCAUAACUUUUUCGAACUUUGUAGAAAUUUGUAUAAUCACUUCAAUAGCUUAUACAAUGGGAAAGAUUCUUAAAGUGGAAUAUUGAAACUUACGAAGAAAGUUCAGCGUUGUGACCAAUUUUGCUAAUGACUUCAGUGAACAUGUGCCACUAUUUGGCACCAGGGUUUCACAUCAAAGUCCCAUAGAAAUACUGAGUGCAUCAGUUUCCGAGUCAACUUGAGAGUAAAUUAUUUCCCAUCAAACUAGCUAUAUAAAUAAUUUCCUUUCUGUAAAAUUCAAAUUUGCUUGUGUUUUUGGAAUAUUGAACAAAGCAAAAGAAGCAUAAAAAUAGCAAAAGUGUAUAAAGUCAUGAGAGGAAUAGUCUCUUGCCCACAGUAGGUGAAUCGAGAACCAGGGGACAUAGGUUUAAGGAGAAGAGGGAAAGAUUUAAUUGGAACCUGAGGGGUAACAUUUUCACACAAUUGGUGGUGGGUGUCUGGAACAAGCUGCCAG
Messenger RNA from Amblyraja radiata (thorny skate), 17321 nucleotides. RefSeq names its product E3 ubiquitin-protein ligase rnf213-alpha-like. The transcript is spliced from 74 exons. Bases 182 to 16660 code for a protein of 5492 amino acids. Gene Ontology annotation, biological process: negative regulation of non-canonical Wnt signaling pathway; ubiquitin-dependent protein catabolic process; sprouting angiogenesis. NCBI's taxonomy places the organism in Eukaryota, Metazoa, Chordata, Chondrichthyes, Rajiformes, Rajidae. Gene Ontology annotation, molecular function: ubiquitin-protein transferase activity; ATP hydrolysis activity. Gene Ontology annotation, cellular component: nucleolus; cytosol; membrane. The record is from RefSeq and is a predicted model, not a curated record.